CCGGUCGUUGACGCCCCCUGGCGGCCUAAAGCGCCACGCCCCGGUCGCGCAUCCAGUCUGCCCCGCCUCAGCGCCGCGGACCUGGUUCUCUCUGUUCGGGGCCGCCCCCGAGGACGCUGUGUGGGCGGCCGUGAGUUUGUCAAAGAUGAGAGUGACUUUAUCAACUUUGGAUACUUGUGAGAGCUCCUUCACACCUUUAGUGGUCAUAGAACUCGCCCAAGAUGUCAAAGAAGAAACCAAAGAAUGGCUCAAAAACAGAAUUAUCGCUAAAAAGAAAGAUGGAGGUGCCCAGCUGCUGUUUAGACCACUGUUAAAUAAGUAUGAGACAGAGACAAUAGAAAACCAGAAUUUAUACCUCGUUGGCGCCUCCCACAUCAGACUGUUACUUGGGGCAGAAGCAGUAGGACUGGUGAAGGAGUGUACAGACGCCGCCAUGCGGGCCUUCACCUACAGAACCCGCCACAACUUUAAAGGCUUCCACGAUAACAAUGAGGACUUCCUCACAAUGGCUGAGUGUCAGUUCAUUAUCAAACAUGAACUUGAGAAUCUUAGAGCUAGAGAUGAGAAGAUGAUCCCUGGUUACCCCCAGGCCAAACUGUACCCCGGGAAGUCACUGAUGAGGAGAUUGCUCACGUCCGGCAUCGUGACCCAGGUGUUUCCAUUGCAUGACAGUGAGGCCCUGAAGAAGCUUGAGGACAGCUGGUAUACGCGGUUUGCUCUGAAGUAUCAGCCCAUAGACAACAUCCGUGCCUACUUUGGGGAGACAAUCGCUCUGUACUUCGGGUUCUUGGAGUACUUCACCUUUGCCUUAAUCCCCAUGGCUGUCAUCGGGCUGCCCUACUACCUGUUUGUGUGGGAAGACUAUGACAAGUACGUCAUCUUUGCCUCGUUCAACCUCAUCUGGUCCACAGUGAUCCUGGAGGUGUGGAAACGUGGCUGCGCCAACAUGACCUACCGCUGGGGGACACUAGUCAUGAAGAGGCAGUUUGAGGAGCCCCGGCCCGGGUUUCACGGAGUCCUGGGCAUCAAUUCUGUCACCGGCAGGGAGGAACCGCUCUAUUCCAGCUACAAGAGACAACUGCGCGUCUACCUGGUCUCCCUGCCGCUUGUGUGCCUCUGCCUCUAUUUCUCCCUCUACGUCAUGAUGGUAUACUUUGAUAUGGAGGUCUGGGUCUUGAGUCUCCACGAGGACAGUGAGUCCGUGUGGACCAGCCUCCUGCUGUAUGUGCCCAGUGUUGUUUAUGCCAUUGUGAUUGAGAUCAUGAACCGCCUCUAUCGAUAUGCUGCUGAGUUCUUAACAUCUUGGGAGAAUCACAGAUUGGAGUCUGCCUACCAGAAUCAUCUUGUCCUGAAAGUGUUGGUGUUCAACUUUCUGAAUUGUUUUGCCUCGCUCUUCUACAUUGCCUUUGUCUUGAAGGACAUGAAGCUUUUGCGCCAGAGCUUGGCCACACUCCUAAUUACCUCCCAGAUCCUCAACCAAGUCGUAGAAUCUCUUCUUCCUUACUGGCUCCAACGGAAGUAUUGCGCAAAAGUGAAGAGGAAGGUUCAGGCUUUAAAGGCGAAUGUUGAUACCACCUUGUAUGAGCAGGUCCUCCUGGAGAAGGAAAUGGGAACUUACCUGGGAACCUUCGAUGAUUAUUUGGAGUUGUUCCUGCAGUUUGGCUAUGUGAGCCUUUUUUCCUGUGUUUACCCAUUAGCAGCUGCCCUUGCUGUGUUAAAUAACUUCACUGAAGUCAACUCAGAUGCCUUGAAAAUGUGCAGGGUCUUCAAACGACCAUUUGCAGAACCUUCAGCCAGUAUUGGUGUAUGGCAGUUGGCUUUUGAGACAAUGAGUGUUAUAUCUGUGGUCACUAACUGUGCUCUGAUCGGAAUGUCACCACAAGUGAAUGCAGUCUUUCCAGAAUCCAAAACGGACCUGGUUUUGAUCGUGGUGGCCGUGGAGCAUGCCCUCUUGGCUUUGAAGUUCAUACUUGCAUUUGCCAUCCCUGAUAAACCACGGCACAUCCAGAUGAAACUGGCCAGAUUGGAAUUCGAAUCUUUGGAAGCACUCAAGCAGCAGCAGAUGAAGCUGGUGGCAGAAAGCCUGAAGGAGGAGUCCCAGGAAGAGGAAGCUACCUGAGUCAGCGUGCGGCCGUCUGUCCCCAGCCUCCACUGAGGAACCUGCAUCACACCUGCACAGGGCGGGCAUACCAGCCUGAUCUCAGGCCAGAUGCCUGGCUGUGGGAAGUGGCUGAAACACAGUGGGCACACUUACCCUGCAAGGUCUGGCUCCAUGGGAGAAGAGGCUGGGACCCUUGGUAGCUCCCUGGUGCCCUCUCACCUGGACCCUCCCAGGGCCCCACACACCCCUCCAGCUGCCUCACUUUGCUCCAGAGCCUUGGCUGCCCUUGGACUUCAUCCCUAAGGAGUCACCAGCUUUCCACAUGGCACCCAUAGUAGGUACCAGUCACUUCCAGCCCCACCAGGGCCCCAUGAUGGGGUGGUGGCUUAGGGUCUGUGCGCAUUAUACCAGUUCACAGGAGCCAUGCUGAGGGGGGUCCCCACACCUGACUCUUUCUGGUUCUGUAUGCAGUGUGUUAACAGACUCACUGAGCUAUUAAAGGCAGCCUUCCCUGA
Molecule: messenger RNA, 2616 nt
Organism: Peromyscus maniculatus bairdii (prairie deer mouse)
Lineage: Eukaryota; Metazoa; Chordata; Mammalia; Rodentia; Cricetidae
Gene: Ano10
Product: anoctamin 10
Biological process (GO): chloride transmembrane transport
Cellular component (GO): plasma membrane
Molecular function (GO): chloride channel activity
Source: RefSeq, a predicted model, not a curated record